This is a messenger RNA of Spea bombifrons (plains spadefoot toad), 3077 nucleotides long. It is a transcript of the gene NUP107, whose product is annotated as nucleoporin 107. NCBI's taxonomy places the organism in Eukaryota, Metazoa, Chordata, Amphibia, Anura, Pelobatidae. The record is from RefSeq and is a predicted model, not a curated record. Gene Ontology annotation, cellular component: nuclear pore outer ring; nuclear pore. The coding region runs from base 103 to 2868 and encodes 921 amino acids. Gene Ontology annotation, biological process: post-transcriptional tethering of RNA polymerase II gene DNA at nuclear periphery; protein import into nucleus; regulation of DNA-templated transcription. The transcript is spliced from 28 exons. Gene Ontology annotation, molecular function: structural constituent of nuclear pore.
UUUGAUACUAUCCGCGGGUUUACGUUUUCCACUGGCCCCGGUCACUGAUUGUCAUCGUUUGCUGGGCGGGAAGCCUGAGAGUGCUGGUAUUUUGUUGCCACCAUGGACAGGAGGGCCCUUGCAGACAUGUCUUCUCCUGUAGUUCGGGAGGCAGAGAUUUCAAGGGCAGCCCGUCGACAAAGUUCCAGCCAAAGGCCUUCUGCUGAUGAAACCUGGAGUGGCGCUAAUCCAUCGAGAAGUCAAAGUGCAUCUUGGACACCUGGAACUCUAUUACGACAGCACAUGACCCCACAGGCUCGGAGUGCUACCCGUCCACCGGAUUUGUCUGUAAUUCUAGGAACAGGAGGGAGGUCACCUCGUGUUGUGCAGACUCCUGCGCGCCUGGGAAACGUAUCUGUGAUGUCAAAUCUGGAUGACACUGCAUGGACCACAUAUUCCCCUCAGAAAUCAGCAAUGUUUACCACAGUGGACUCUCCCAGUUUCACCGAAGAUGUUACUCUCAGUGCAGUGAUGCUACAGGAGGAAGAUCCGGGAGAAGCAGCAACCAUGAGCAUGUAUCGUGAGUUCCUGCAUUCGUUCCUGAACCAUCCAUCCAGUGAAGUGUUUGAGCUGAUAAAACUUUAUGAAGACCUAUGUAUAGAACAGGUAGACUUACUAAGAAGGAUUGUCAAGCGUGUAACUCCUAGCCAGCAAAAGUUUUCCAAAACAGCUAGCAUCCUGUGGCUGCUCCAGCAAGAAAUGGUCACCUGGAGACUUAUUGCGUCACUCUAUAGAGACCGGAUACAGUCUGCCAUAGAAGAUGAGAACAUGUUUGAUAUUGUUGAACCAAAUGCCAGUGAGAAGACCAUCAUUGACAGACUGUUCCAGAGGGAUGCACUUGUUCGUCAAAGCCAGCUGGUGGUUGACUGGCUGGAAAGUAUAGCCAAAGAUGAAGUUGGAGAUUUUUCUGAUAACAUUGAGUUUUAUGCAAAAUCUGUCUACUGGGAAAAUACGCUGCACACGCUAAAACAGAAGAAUGCCUCGUCCUUUGGGAUGAGUCGUCCCAUUGUUUCUGAAUUGGAUCCUGAUGCCCCAAUAAGGCAGAGGCUACCACUAGAUGAUUUAGAUCGGGAAGAUGACAUUAGACUUCUAAAAUAUUUAUUUACACUUAUCAGAGCUGGCAUGACUGAAGAGGCACAGCGCUUAUGUAAACGAUGUGGUCAGGCCUGGAGAGCAGCAACUCUAGAAGGAUGGAAAUUGUACCAUGAUCCGAAUAUAAAUGGAGGGACAGAGUUGCAGCCAGUGGAAGGCAAUCCAUACCGAUGUGUCUGGAAAGCAUGCUGCUGGCGUAUGGCAGAUGAUGACCAAUUCAAUAAAUACGAAAGAGCUAUCUACGCUACACUUAGUGGAAAUCUAAAACAGCUUCUUCCUGUAUGUGACUCCUGGGAAGAUACUGUUUGGGCAUAUUUUAGGGUGAUGGUGGACAGUUUGGUGCAACAGGAGAUCAGAGCUUCAGUUAUAUCCUCAUCCGAGGAAGACGAGCUACCCAGGGAAUACUUGGAAGCAAACUGGUCUCUGGAAGCUGUUUUUGAAGAGCUUCAAGCUACAGACAAAAAGAGGGUGUUGGAGGAGAAUAAAGAACACUACCAUGUAAUCCAGAAGUUCAUUAUCCUUGCAGAUGUUGAUGGACUAAUGGAAGAGUUUGGCGACUGGCUCUCAAAAGGAAAGUCUUCACUGCUUGGUCAUCUUCUGCGCUUUAUGACGCAUCUGAUCUUAUUUUUCCGAACCUUGGGAUUCCAAACUAAGGAGGAAGUCUGUGAGGAAGUCUUAAAGACCUACAUACAGAGGCUUGUGAACGAGAAUCACAUUGAUCUGAUUGCUUUCUAUGUCAGUCACUUACCUCAAGAUUUGGCUAUAGCUCAGUAUGCGGCAUUCCUGGAGAAUGUUACAGAGCCAGAUCAACGACAGCACUGUCUGAAGCUUGCCAAGGAAGCAGGAUUGGAUGUUGCAUCAAUAACAAAGACAGUUGUUGAAAACACUCGUAAGAGAGAUGCUGGCGAGUUUACUCACCACGAUCUCGUUCCGGCACUUGAUUCAGGGACCAGCGAGGAUGAUCGCAAAAAAAUUGACGUGAUAGACUGGCUGGUCUUUGAUCCUGCACAGAGAGCCGAAGCUCUAAAGCAAAGCAAUGCCAUAAUGAGGAACUUCCUAGCAUCAAAAAAACACGAAGCUGCUAAAGAAGUAUUUGGCAAAAUUCCCCAGGAUUCCAUUGCGGAGAUCUAUAAUCAGUGGGAGGAGCAGGGGAUGGACUGUGUGCUCCCUGCUGAGGAUGACAAUGCUAUCCGGGAGCACUUGUGCAUUCGAGCUUAUCUGGAGGCCCACGAAGCUUUCAAUGAGUGGUUUAAGCAUAUGAAUUCACCCCCUCAAAAACCAGCGUUGCUUGGGCAUGCAUCAUUCACAGAGAAAGUUGCGCAUGAACAUAAGGAAAAGAAAUAUGAGAUGGAUUAUGGUAUCUGGAAGGGACAUCUAGAUGCUUUAACAACUGAUGUAAAAGAGAAGAUUUACAAUGUCUUGUUGUUUGUUGAUGGAGGCUGGAUGGUUGAUGUCAGAGAGGAUGCAGAAGAUGAUCCUGAGAGGGCACAACAAAUGCUAUUACUGAGGAGUCUGUGUUUGCCAAUGAUGUGCUUUCUCCUGCACACAGUAUUACACAAUACCAGCCAGUACAAGGAGUGCCUCAGACUGGCUGAUAUGGUUUCUUCUGAACACCAGAAGCUCUAUAAGGUGUUUUCAAAGACAGAACUGAGGAAUCUUCUGCAAAAGCUGAGAGAAUCAUCUCUUAUGCUGUUGGAUCAACAGCUUGAUCCCUUGGGAUAUGAAAUCCAACCAUGAUUACAACACACUGGACAUGUUGGAUAAAUAAAUGCUGUUUCCAGAUAUGUAAAGUAAAAGCUUUUUUAUUCAUGAAAAAAACUUGGUAAUGUUAAGUAAUAAAGUACAUGAAUGUGUGUAUUUUCUCUCUUGUAUUUUAUAUAACCGGCCAGGUCUCUUUUCCAGGGAUAAAUAACACAAACUGCUUCAUAGUUGUACCACUGAAACAA